Molecule: messenger RNA, 297 nt
Organism: Medioppia subpectinata
Lineage: Eukaryota; Metazoa; Arthropoda; Arachnida; Sarcoptiformes; Oppiidae
Source: the annotation of a GenBank genome assembly
AUGGUGUGUGAUGAGAUGUACCGGUGCGAGGGGUACAGCGGUCACCAUUUCAAGAAGCACCUUGUACGUUUUGUCUUCAGACACAAACACUAUCUGAAAAAGAAGGGGGCGGUCGCCGGCGCCGCAGCCCUGGCCGCAGUCGCCACCUCGAAAAAGAAAGUGAUCCCGGUCCCUUUCCCGUUACCCAUACCGAUUAUUCACCAGCCAGUUAUUCACGACCCACUGUUAACGUUGAAGUACAUUAAGCAAGCUAAAUUCCAUAAUCUUGGUGUUGGUGGAUUACAUGGAGGUAUUGGU